Molecule: messenger RNA, 1557 nt
Organism: Microthlaspi erraticum
Lineage: Eukaryota; Viridiplantae; Streptophyta; Magnoliopsida; Brassicales; Brassicaceae
Source: the annotation of a GenBank genome assembly
AUGUUUCCCUCAGGGAACACGUUUCUUGGCGGUUUCAACGUGAUUCAAACGCAUUUCGAAAAGAAAGAGCUUUUCAUUUCAGUUUUGAGUUUCGUUCACUCCUGUAAUUUUUGUUUCCCUUGGAUUGAGGAUCUUAAGCGAGCUCGAGCAAGGUUGAAGAAGCUUCCUCGGUUGAUUACCGAGAGUGGAACCUGGAGUGAGUCAACACUAAAAAAAAAGCUUGAUGAUGACUUCUUAAGGAACCACACGAAAGUGUUACUAACAUCGGAAGCGUCGGACAGAGUUUGGGAAGUGAAAUUGGUCGGCGACAGGCUCGCCGGCGGCUGGGAAGAGUUCGCCGCAGCUCAUAAUUUCAGAGACGGCGACGUUUUGGUUUUCCAACACGGUGGAGACGAGAACUUUCGUGUAUCUGUAUCUUCCCGAUCCAGUUCUGGUGACACAGAGCACGCAUCGCUUACCAACGUUGAUACUGAGGAUGACGAAUCUGAUGAUGAUUCUGAUGAUGAAGAAGACGAAUGUGAUGAUGAUAGUGACGAGGAUGACGAAGGGAACAUUUCUGUGAAGAAGAAUAAGAAAGCAGAAGCAAAUUCCUCCUCUUACCUGAGGGCACGUGUCACACCUUCUAGCCUCCGUAAAGAUCGUUUGGAUCUUUCCAGAGAUUUCACACCUGUGUCGUUCGGUGAGGAAAACAUACCGCCUGAGAUAGACCUUGUUAACGAGCAAGGAAGAAGAUGGACACUGCUUCUUGCCAAGAACAAGUCAAGUAAUGUGUUUUACAUCAGACGAGGAUGGCUUAACUUCUGCUUCGUUAAUGAGCUAAGUGAAGGCGACUCGUGUCGGUUUAGAAUCAUCGAAAAUGGGGAAAGGCCUGUCCUUGUGUUGUGUCCACAGGAGCCUAGCGAUAAGAGCUUGUUGGGUGAAGUUUCAAAGGGGAAAGAGAAGAUGACCCCAUCGCCAUUUCUUGAAUUUAACUUUACAUCUAACCGUUUAACGACAGGACAACUAUAUAUUUCAUCACGUUUCACGAGGGAGAAUGGGAUCAACAAGCCUGGGGAGAUAACUCUGCUGAACGAAGAUGGAAGAAAGUGGACAUCUUAUCUGAAGAUGACGGGACGUGAAGGAGGCGGAAAUGAAUGGUUUUACUUGAGAGGAGGUUGGAGAGAGAUGUGUAAAGCGAAUGGAGUGAAGGUAAAUGAUUCGUUCGUGCUGAAGCUGAUAUGGGAAGAUGCUAAUCCUAUGUUCAAGUUCUACUCUAAGACUGAAAACAAGGGAAAAGGAAACCAGAGAACUCGUAAGAAGAGAGCUUGUGGGACUGUGGAAAAGACUUCAAACACUAAGGCAAGAAAAUAUCAGCGGUUGGGACCACAAUCUUGCUCAGUUUGGGAUCAGGUGGCUGCUGCGAAACAGAGCAUUGUAGAUUCUCUGAACACGGUGAGACAGUGUAGGAGCGAGCUUGAGACAAGGGAACGUAAUCUGAAAGCUUCUUUGCAGGCAAUUGACGCCUUAGGGGAGAGGAUAUUGGGAAUCAGCAAAAUACUCAACAAUAAUCUGGUUUAA